AUGUAUGAAUUCAAGGUGUUUGUGAAAGAUAAUGGUCUUCCUGCCUACACUGCCAGUUCUAACAUAAUCAUUUCAGUGAAAGAUAUCAAUGACAACCCUCCUGUGUUUCUUCAUGGUCAGCAGUAUCAAGGAACUGUCAUGGAAGAUGACCAGAACCCAAUAAUGGGUCAAAAAGUGGAACUGGAUAAAGUGCAAAGUCUAUCUCUGUGGAAUUUGAGCUCAGAACGUAAAGCUGGAAGGAAUGUCGCUAAGCGUAUUGUCCGGCCAAUGGACGAUUCGGUCACCAAGCGUUUUGUCCGGCCAAUGGACGAUUCGGUCACCAAGCAUUUUGUCCGGCCAAUGGACGAUUCGGUCACCAAGCGUUUUGUCCGGCCAAUGGACGAUUCCCUCACCAAGCGUUUUGUCCGGCCAAUGGACGAUUCGUCUAAAAACGUGACUGUGAUUGAUAAAGAUGCUACAACAAACAACAGACAAAUACAAUUCAGCCUGAAAGGAGCCAAAAGUGACCUGUUCAAGAUUAACUCCAAAACAGGUACCAUCUACGUUGCACGUCCAGGUAACAUAGACCGAGAAUUUGAUCGCCAGUUUCAUCUAAAGUUACAAUAUAUCUUUCAGAUUGUAGCAACCGACCAAAAUGGCAGGGGCCACUCAACGGAGGCUGACCUUAAUAUCCACGUACGAGAUGUUAAUGAUCACAAACCUCGCUUCGUACAAGAAUCAUAUGAAUUUUCUCUUCCGUCCAUUGUUAAAGCUGGUUAUAAGAUCGGUCAGUUAAUUGCCAUUGACAGAGAUAGCACCAGUCCUAAUAACAAGCUAUUGUACAUAUUUGAUUCUGAUACACUCGGGAAAUUCAAAAUUGAUAUCGAAACAGGGGUUUUGACACUGCUCGAAGGGUUUUUCUCAAAACCUCGCCAGUCCACUUACACAUUUACCGUGACCGCCAUGGACAUGGGGUUUCCUUCCCGAAAGACGAAAGCUCAAGUCAUUGUAAAUGCACCACAUAUGGUUUACAACGACUAUCCACCCAAAUUCGAAGGUCAUAACGUAUUCAUUAUUAAAGAAGAAAUGCCUGUUGGUUCCCUUGUGGGUACUUUAAAAGUUACUGACGAAGAUAAGAGGAAAAAUAACAGCAUUCAUUUAAGAAUAGCUCCAGAAGACGAACCAUAUGUGCCUUUCACGCUUAAAAGCGAUGGUUCCAUAAUAACAACGGAAGUUAUUGAUAGGGACGCUGGCUACGAACAUUUUAGAUUUACAGUUCAUGCCACCGAUACGGGCAGCCCUCCGCACAACACCAGUCAGGAAGUGGGAAUCAUCGUCAAUGACAUCAACGACAACCCGCCACAUUUUACAAUGGAAACCUACCAACACAUGGUCUCCACUCACUUCCCUGGUUCCACUAUCGUUGCCACGCCGUUUGCGUUCGACGAUGUCGACAAAACGGACUCUGUGUAUCAGUACAAACUUCAUGGAAAAAAUCCGGGAUAUUUUUAUAUUAACGACCAAACAGGGGUUGUAAGGACCACCAAUUUGGCCCGGAAUUUGAAGGCUGGUAUGAUGGAAUUCACCAUUGUUGCACAGGACAUGUACAAUAAAAGCUUGACAGCUGAAGCUAAGCUAAUAAUCCGAGUUAUGAAGAAAGCUCCGCAGAAGAAAUUUUGCUGCCGUGUCCCCUGUUGA
Molecule: messenger RNA, 1677 nt
Organism: Octopus sinensis (East Asian common octopus)
Lineage: Eukaryota; Metazoa; Mollusca; Cephalopoda; Octopoda; Octopodidae
Product: protocadherin Fat 1
Exons: 6
Coding region: 1-1677 (558 amino acids)
Biological process (GO): homophilic cell-cell adhesion
Cellular component (GO): plasma membrane; catenin complex
Molecular function (GO): calcium ion binding; cadherin binding
Source: RefSeq, a predicted model, not a curated record